AAUGAAGAUGUGUAUGAUGAUGAAAUAAUUAAUGAUGAAAAUAGCGACGAAGAACAUUUCCAAGUUCAAUCGACAGAAGAUAAAAACAAUUUUAUACUUGUUAAUACACGCAUUGAUUAUCAAUAUCGUUCAGACAACCUCAACAACACAUGUUUAUACGAUUUUGUCGGUACAUUUUAUAGGAAAAAAAUCAAUGAAACAGAUUUGAAAUACUUAUCAAACGCUUCUACGACAGAAAAACGACAAGAUAACCAAAAAGGUCGACCAUCUAAUGAACGUUUUUCUUUUCAAGAAGAGCAUCCUCAAGCAGCAACACAUAUACUGAUGAAAUACAGUCAACUUCAUGUACCGGUUCUUUAUGGUCCUCAAAUUCCUCGACAAGAUCGUGAUGACACUCGUGAACGAUACAAUCGAGCACUUCUCACACUUUUUGUACCAUGGCGCAAUGCAAUUGAUCUUUGUGACGACCGUGAUGAACAUUUACUUCAAGUUAUUGCUGAAGCACAGGUCGAUAAUGAUUCGAUUGAUCCUGCAUUUUUACCAUCAAAUCAAGGUGCUGAUGGUGAAUACGAAGUAGAUGAUAUCGACGAUUUAAUUCAAUUAAUAGGAAAUGUAGACGAAUUUACAGCUGCUGCAAUUAAUGCCACGAAAAAAUCAACAGAAAAUGUGUAUAUUCGAGAGACUGUUGAAGCCGUGGAAAAGGUUGGACGGUUUAAUCAUAUGAAUCAACAUGACCAACAUGUUUCAAAUACAGUCAUCGAUCGACAAAUUGUACCAUUCGUUUCUGCAACGCCUAAUCUUAUUAAACUUAAUUCAAAAUGGCAAGACCAACUGAAGAUUGAAAAAGAACGAGUUAGACGCAGCUUAAUUUCGGGCAAACACUCUAAAGAUGAUGAUACAUUGGAUUUUAAUGAUGUAACUGAUGCCGUUAUAACAGUCAUUAAUCCAUAUAAUAAUCAAAGCAAUUUUGAAAAAUAUUCAUCAAUUCCUCCAGUACUUGUAGUUAAAAACAAUUUUUCAGCUCAAAAUAGUAUCAUUGAUGAAUU
Molecule: messenger RNA, 1046 nt
Organism: Rotaria sordida
Lineage: Eukaryota; Metazoa; Rotifera; Eurotatoria; Philodinida; Philodinidae
Source: the annotation of a GenBank genome assembly